GUUUGAAGCUGUCCUGCACUGGGACAGACCCGGUGUUUGAGAGAGGGGGAGCAGCUGCAACACAACUCCUGCUGCUGCUGCUGUUUGGAUGCAACUUUUUUCCUCUCCACUUUUUCUGAGCAAUGAACGCAUCAUAGAGACGACAGACAGAAAAGAGGAGCUCUGCUGGAGGAGAUCCAAGAGAGAAAAAGCUGAAUUCUUCUUUUUGUUUGUCUCUGUGCUGAGAUACUUCUGCUGUGGGCUGAAGAGGGGGAGAAUCAGAGGAUGGCAGAGCUCAGGAGGAGAUAAGCAGAGGAGGUUUGUGUGAGGAACCAGAGAGCUACACAACUCUUUUGUCCUGAGCUGCACACUUGGACUGGAGCUGACAAUGAAGAUGAGCCUGGAAUGCAGAUGGAUCGGUCAAGACAAGUUUCCAAUAUAGAGCUUCGUGUUUGGAGUUACACCUGAGCCUGACUGUGUCUGAUGGAUUACAGUGUUUUCUUCGAGCUGCUGACAUGAAUCCAGAGGCCACUGAGAUGUGGAAGUGCUCGCCUUCAGGAGAAAUCUGAGACCCGGAUGAGCCUUGUAGCUUUUAAAGUGAAGGAGUAGAACCAUGGACUUGUUAUGGUGUCACAUCAGACUGAUCCCGUGCUGUUAACCUGCCUGUAGCGCCCUCUGCCCCCACCCCAUGUCACAUCUUUCCCUGAAUUAUGGAAAUUUUGUGGAAGACGCUGACUUGGACACUGAGCCUGGUGGUGAUGACUGCUUCCGAAUUUCAGAGCAUCAACAGACUUUCGCACAACUCUCAAGAGGAGUUCCUGUCCUACCUGCAGCACUACCAGCUGACUGUCCCGGUGCGGGUGGAUGAGAACGGAGACUUCCUGAGCUACACUGUGAAGCACCACCGGCCAGGCCGACGGAGACGGGGUGCGGUGGACCCCAUGAUGGGACCCCAGCCAACGUUAGACCCUCCAGAGCCCCGGCUGUUCUACAGACUAUCAGCCUACGGAAAGCACUUUCAGUUAAACCUGACUCUCAGCCCCCACCUGGUGUCCAAACAUUUCACAGUGGAGUACUGGGGCAAAGAGGGGCUGGAGUGGCGCCAUAACAUGGUAGAUAACUGUCACUAUGUGGGAUUCUUGCAAAAUCAGCACAGCACGACCCGAGUCGCACUCAGCAACUGCAAGGGCCUGCAUGGUGUUAUAACAACAGAGGAAGAACAGUAUCUAAUAGAGCCUUUAAAGAACAUAUCCUCCGCCACCUCCCGUGAAUGGAACCUGGAAGAAGCACAGCAACAUGUUAUUUAUAAAAUGUCUGCCAUUCCCUCACCACAAGAGCAUAGCCAGGAGUUCAGCUGUGGCAUUUCAGACCUGAUUAAAAGCCGUGCACCUUGCCAGUUUAGCACACCUUCCCCUGUCCACUCGUCCUCUGUUCCUGAAAACGACAUCCAGCAGUCGAACAGCACCCACAGACAGAGACGCUCCGUCAGCACCGAGCGCUUCGUCGAAACGCUUGUGGUCGCUGAUAAAAUGAUGGUCGGCUACCACGGACGCAAAGACAUCGAGCACUACAUCUUGUCUGUAAUGAAUAUUGUUGCCAAACUUUACCGUGAUGCCAGUCUAGGAAAUGUUGUGAACAUUAUUGUGACCCGGCUAAUUGUUCUGACUGAAGAUCAGCCAAACCUGGAAAUUAAUCACCAUGCUGACAAGUCUCUGGACAGUUUCUGUAAGUGGCAGAAGUCCAUCCUGUCUCAUCAUAGCGAUGGAAACAGUAUUCCAGAGAAUGGGAUGGCUCACCAUGACAAUGCCGUCCUAAUCACCCGAUAUGACAUCUGCACCUACAAGAACAAACCCUGUGGUACUUUAGGUUUGGCCUCAGUGGCUGGAAUGUGUGAGCCGGAGAGAAGCUGCAGCAUCAAUGAAGACAUCGGGCUCGGUUCUGCUUUCACCAUUGCCCACGAGAUCGGCCACAAUUUUGGGAUGAACCACGAUGGGAUUGGGAAUUCCUGCGGCACCAAAGGCCACGAGACAGCCAAGCUGAUGGCCGCUCAUAUAACAGCCAACACCAACCCUUUCUCCUGGUCUGCCUGCAGCAAAGACUACAUCACCAGCUUUCUCGACUCAGGUCGGGGGACGUGUCUGGACAAUGAACCUCUGAAACGAGACUUCCUGUACCCAACAGUGGCCCCGGGGCAGGUGUACGAUGCAGAUGAGCAGUGCCGCUUCCAGUACGGAGCCUCCUCACGCCAGUGCAAGUAUGGGGAAGUGUGUAGAGAGCUCUGGUGCCUUAGCAAAAGCAACCGCUGUGUAACUAACAGUAUCCCUGCUGCAGAGGGGACUCUGUGCCAGACAGGCAGCAUCGAGAAGGGGUGGUGCUACCAGGGGGAGUGUGUGGUGUUCGGUACCUGGCCUCAGAGCGUGGACGGAGGCUGGGGGCCGUGGUCGCUGUGGGGGGAGUGCAGCAGGACCUGUGGGGGAGGUGUAUCUUCCUCCAUGAGGCACUGUGACAGCCCAGCCCCGUCUGGAGGAGGCAAGUACUGUCUCGGAGAGAGAAAACGAUACAGAUCCUGUAACACAGAUGCAUGUCCUGCAGGAUCUCGUGAUUUCCGAGAGAAGCAGUGCGCUGAUUUCGACAGCAUGCCUUUCCGUGGGAAGUACUACAACUGGAAGCCUUACACUGGUGGUGGUGUGAAGCCCUGUGCUCUGAACUGCCUGGCAGAGGGUUAUAACUUCUACACAGAGCGUUCACCAGCAGUCAUCGAUGGCACCCGCUGUCAGGCAGACUCUCUGGACAUUUGCAUCAAUGGAGAGUGUAAGCAUGUGGGCUGCGAUAACAUCCUGGGCUCUGAUGCUAAAGAGGAUCGAUGCCGUGUGUGUGGAGGAGAUGGCAGCACCUGCGAGGCCACCGAGGGACUCUUCAAUGAUUCCCUGCCCAGAGGAGGCUACAUGGAGGUGGUUCAAAUCCCAAAAGGAUCAGUUCACAUUGAGAUUAAAGAAAUUGCCAUGUCAAAGAAUUACAUUGCAUUGAAAUCCGAGGGGAAUGAUUAUUAUAUUAACGGAGCGUGGACCAUCGACUGGCCCAGAAAGUUUGACAUCGCAGGAACGGCCUUCCACUACAGGAGACCCUCGGAUGAACCGGAGUCUUUAGAGGCACUGGGGGCCACCACCGAAAACCUGUUUGUCAUGGUCCUACUGCAGGAGCAGAACCUUGGAAUACGCUACAAGUUCAACGUGCCCAUCCAGCGCACAGGCAGCGGUGACAACGAGGUGGGCUUCUCCUGGCACCACCUGCCCUGGUCUGAAUGCUCAGCUACCUGCGCUGGAGGCUCUCAGAAACAGGAGGUGGUGUGCAAGAGGCUGGACGACAACUCGGUGGUGCAGAACAGCUACUGUGACCCAGACGGCAAACCUCCAGAGAACCAGAGAGACUGCAACACUGAGCCGUGUCCCCCAGAGUGGUUUAUUGGCGACUGGUCAGAAUGUGGGAAGACGUGUGAUGGCGGUAUAAGGAUGAGGACGGUCCUGUGCAUCAGGAAGAUCGGCCCUGCUGAGGAGGAGACACUGGAGGACACCCACUGUCUGACUCACCGGCCCAUCGAAAGAGAGUCCUGCAACAAUCAGUCCUGCCCGCCAAAGUGGGUCACUCUGGACUGGUCUGAGUGCACGCCAAAAUGUGGCCCCGGCUUCAAACACCGCAUCGCCUUGUGUAAGAGUAGCGACCUGACCAAGACCUUCCCGCCCGCCCACUGCCCGAGCCACAACAAACCUCCAGUCCGAAUCCGCUGCAGUUUAGGACGCUGCCCUCCUCCUCGCUGGAUCCCUGGAGAAUGGGGACAGUGUUCAGCUCAGUGUGGCCUUGGCCAGCAGAUGAGGACGGUGCAGUGUUUGUCGUACACCGGACAGCCUUCUAAUGAGUGUGCAGAGUCCCUCCGACCAACCACCAUGCAGCAGUGCGAGAGCAAGUGCGACGCCACCCCGAUCUCCAACAGCGACGAAUGCAAAGAUGUCAACAAAGUGGCUUACUGCCCAUUGGUGCUGAAGUUCAAAUUCUGCAGCCGAGCGUACUUCAGACAGAUGUGCUGCAAGACUUGCCAGGGGCACUGACCCUCGGAGCACGAGACGUAGCAACAGAAAAGCUUGGACACAAAGGCAAAAAGGAUGGAGGAAAACGGCACUGAGAUGGACAAGAAGAAAACAGGGCAACAUCCCCAUCUCUGGACCAGUGGGAGAAAGAUAGAAAGAGCUGCGCUGCAGAAAGAGGGGGAAAGAAGUAUGGAUUUUCCUGUUGAUCACACCGAUCCUCCUGCCCUCCAUCAUGGUGGAAUCCAAACCACUGCUCAGCACACAACGCUGACAAACGCUUUUUUUUUUUUUUUUUUUUUUUUUUAUUUUCACUUCUGUGAAGUGGAAGAUUAUUUGUUGGUGAUGUUAUUUUUAUUAUAAUAAUAAUUAUUGAUAUCAUUGUUAGUCUUCCUCCGUGUUUAAUGAAUCCAAAGUGCUGGACACAUCGCUCACAGAGGAUGUACCUGGAGAUUGGAGGAUGGGGACUGGAGGCUCCGGCUCCUGUCUGUGGGACGACUGUGAUGGUGCUAUUGGCAGGCAGACUUUUGGCUUUGGUGCACUUUUUUGUGUAAAUACUUUUGCCAAUUUUACCGCUCAAAUACGACAGAGAAAGCCCAUCAGUGUACUGUAUAUUUAUUGUACAAUUCUAAACAGAGCUGAGAUAUUGUCCUCUGUCAUGUUUUUGUCAGAUAGUAGCCUACUGUCAUGGAAGGGAAUGUAAUGUGAUUGAAUUCAUAUGCAACGUGCUGGAAUGAGAAUAUUACAUACUGUAACGUACAUUAAACUCUUAUAUACUGUAAGGAUUUGUAUAUUAUAUAUGAUGUUAAUCCAGGACCAGGAACUACCACACGGAUAGAGGAGGAUUUUUAAAUUUUCUUUCCCCAGACUGGUGCCUUCAGUCAUGUAAAAGUUACCCUAGUGUCCUAGGCCUAGCUGGCCAUCACUAAACAUCCAGUUGAGGAGUUUUCAGUUCACUAUUGAAGGAUUCAUUUUGAAGGAGCAUUUUCUAUGAAGCAGCCUGUCUAUUGGAGUCACAGUGCAGUCACUAUUUCUCACUCUUCUCUGUCAAGAGUUGGUCAAAUGUCAUGUUUUUUGUAUUAUAGCUGCAAGAGUGGAAGGAACAGUUCAACAUUUUAGGAAAUGUCCUUAUUUGCCUUCUUGUCAAGAAUUAAAUGUGGAGAUUAAGAGCAGAAUAGUAGAAUAGAGCCAGGAGAGGAUUAGCUUAGCUUAGCAUAAAGACUGGAGAUGGAGGGAAACUGCUAGCAGGGCUCUGGCUGAAGGUAAUAAGAUUCAACUUACCAUCAGCACCUCUAAAACUCCUUCAGUUAUAUAAUUUCUACAAAAUCAGAGUUUAAAAAGUCCAAUAACUGCGCUACCAUUCAAAUCCAUUUUAGUACAAGGGCAAUAAGUCUGCCAUCAUCAAACAAAUGUGAAUGAGUCAGAAGCCAUUCAAUUCAUUUUCCAUUUCCAGGAAAAAUGCCUCAGUAGCACUCAUCUUGUAUCAAACCUGCCUAAUAUUAGAUAAAUGGUUUUGAUUGGCUCAGCUUAUUCAAGGCCAGAUGGAAAUCUGUUUGAACGGUUGGGGAGGCGACAUAUUCUGCCCAGUCAAGACUGAGCUGUCGUGUUGUUUUGGUUCCAAGGCUAGUGAGCAAUGAUAGCUUUGUAACAUUUUUGAAGAUUCUGUCUUCCAUUCAGCACUGAGGUUUUGUAGCAGUUAGAAAACAAUUGGUUUUGUUUCCAACUUCUUCUCCUCUGUUUAUCACUGUCAUGUAGCCUACAGCGCCACCUUCUGAUGACACCACACAGCCUAGUUUUGUCACUCCAAAGCAGUUAAAGAACCGAGUCAUACUCCCAUUAUGUUUUGUUUCUUGGCUUUGUUUUGCUUUUUGGCACAUUUCAAAAGUUUGUGUCAAAUUUGCAAAAAAAUGACAUGGAAGCAUGAGUAAUGAUGUGCUCGACUACUUCUCAGCCUGGAUUCUCUGUCGAUUACCUGACUCUGGGACUUCACUGUGUCCGGCUAAUAGAUGUAUUGAGGAGAUCUGAUACCAAGUUUAAAGUACCAGACAGCCAUUCAUUCCUAUGAAAGAUGUUCAUUGGGCACAUAUAACCAUUGAGCAUUAGCAGGACUAGAGUCUCCAGCUGAGUCAAUAGAGAGCAUAUGUGUCCAAGACUUGUACUGGUCAAGCUAGUUGAAUUGUUGUUUGCUCUCUAAAAUAAUUUAAAUAUAUUUCUUACUAGACUAUUUAAAACUUACUGGACCAAAUGGACAAAUUCUGAUUACAAAAAGAGACAUUUUGGGGAGGGGGUUGUAAUGCUCAGAAAAAUGUGUGCUUUGUUUCAAAGCUGCUGCUUAUCAAUCCAGUGAGUCAUGCAGAAGUUGCAAUACCCUGUUCAGCCACUCUGAAAAACUUGCUUUGUUCCUGGUAGUGUGUUUUAGCUGAGAAAUAGUCCAACGCUCAACCUCCUUCCAAAACAUUAAUUUUUUUAAAAAUGAAUUAAACUAACAAGAUUACAGUAGUUAAUUAGUGGGAUUUAAAGUUGCUGCCAGGCUUGUUUCCACUGUUUACUGUAAUCUAACAUCUCUGUUAUAGAUAUUAGAUUAGUCACAGGAAGGUUAAAGAAAGCAUAUUUCUCAAAAUGUUGAGCUGUUCCUGCUAAAUAUACACUACGUAUCCGGGCUUCACACACCCUCCCUCAGAUAAAGUUACCCUCUCGUCCUCUUUCCCUUCCCUCCCAUCAUCUUCACUGAAAAGAACAAAAACAGCCAACUCAAUGGUGCUUCCCCUCCUCUUCUAUUGUAUUUUUUUUUUAUUUCCAUGGAGUACUGUGUUUACCUCUUCUUUUCCUCCCACUGUGCUCCGAGGGUUACGGCCUUCCCAGGCUUCUGGUGCUAUCAAGUGGGUGCUUUCAUUCAAACCCUCGCCAGUGUGCUUAAAAGUGAGGCUGGAUCCAAACAAUAUGAAAUAAUAUAUGUGUCAAUAUCUCCGUUGGUAAAAUGCUGGUCAUGUUAUUGUUUUUGUUUGUAUCUGUUUAUACCUCACACUGGGAAUUUGCAUUGUUAACCGUGUAUUGUUGUAUGUGCGACCAACAAAAUGGACACUCGCCCAGUCAUCGCUGAUCCCUUCCUGCUGGGGCUGUGAAAGGGAACACCUAUGAAACGUCUCCAUCACACACCUGUUAUGGGGAGAAACCUGAGAGACAGUGUAGGAGUGUGAGAGGAUCUCAUCGAAGCUGUUAACAACGAAAUAUUGCUGCUGCUACUUUUUUGUUGCCAUCUUCAGGAUGACAGAUUUUAUUGGUUAAAGAGGCAGAGCAGACAGUGGACACCAAGAAGCAUUUCAAAUUCAAAGUGCUUGGACUGACUCUCUGUUGGCCAUGGGAUAAAGGAGCCUCCAGAAAAAGAGAAGUGAACUCAAUCAAACUGGUACUCAUUGCUGUGAACUUGGAUGUUUGAAUGUCACAUUGCUUGUACCUGUACCUAAAGUGCAAGAGAAAAUGAGAGGCAUCAUGUGAUUAGUAUAUUUUAUAUUCAGUAUUAAUGUUGGUACACUGUUACUAAUUUUUUUUCAAAUGUAAAUUAUAUGCUAAUUUAUUGCGUUGUCUCACUUGUACAUUUAUUUCACUGCAUGCAAAUUGAAAUUUAGCAUAGUGAAAAAAUGCAGUGAUACAGCCCUUCACCAACAUUUUUUUAAAAAAGUAGAUACAAUAAAAAGAGCAGCUUUUAAAGAGA
Messenger RNA from Amphiprion ocellaris (clown anemonefish), 7770 nucleotides. It is a transcript of the gene adamts6, whose product is annotated as ADAM metallopeptidase with thrombospondin type 1 motif, 6. The record is from RefSeq and is a predicted model, not a curated record. NCBI's taxonomy places the organism in Eukaryota, Metazoa, Chordata, Actinopteri, Pomacentridae. Bases 690 to 4082 code for a protein of 1130 amino acids. The transcript is spliced from 25 exons. Gene Ontology annotation, molecular function: metalloendopeptidase activity. Gene Ontology annotation, cellular component: extracellular matrix. Gene Ontology annotation, biological process: proteolysis; extracellular matrix organization.